This is a messenger RNA of Populus trichocarpa (black cottonwood), 1514 nucleotides long. RefSeq lists its product as uncharacterized. NCBI's taxonomy places the organism in Eukaryota, Viridiplantae, Streptophyta, Magnoliopsida, Malpighiales, Salicaceae. The coding region runs from base 66 to 446 and encodes 126 amino acids. The transcript has 4 exons. The record is from RefSeq and is a predicted model, not a curated record.
UAAAGUCGUCCCGGCUGGUCAGUCAUAUAUAAGUCUCCUAGGGCACAAACACAAGUCCAAAGAAAAUGGCAGCUUCUGAGACAAAAACCAACCUUGAAGGUGUCCUUAAACCCUUCUAUCAAAGAGCUUCUGAAGCUGAGGAUCGGCUGUCAAGACUGGAAGCUUCCGUUGCAAGUAAUAGAGAUGCUGGAAGCGAGGAACAUUUGAAAACUAUAAGUGAACUUCAGGCAAAGCUAGAAGGUGCAAAUGCAGAGCUAGCUUCGGAACGAGAAAAGGCUAAGAAGCUUGCUGUGGAAAAUGGAAAGCUCCAGUAUCGUGUUAUUCAUCUUGUCCAAGCAAUCAGGGAGGGUGAUGCUAAGUUGGAGAGCCUAAAAGGUAAAAUUCCUGAAGGGCUCCCUUGUCUUUGUUUACAGUUUCAUUACACCCUUCUGGAUUUUAAGUAUUGAUAUUCAUUUAAUUUAUGCACUAGCCUUUUAACGCCAUCUAUUGUUACAACCCUCUCCAUUUAUAACCAAUCCAGUUUUGACAACUGAGUGCUUAGACUCUUUUUUACCACGAAUAGUAAGCUGUUCUAUUCCCGGAUGGAGCUGGCAAGGUGGUAGUUCAGUGUUAGCUUGCUAGUUUACAUAUAGGGAGAGGCUAUUGGCACAGCCCUUCUAUAUUUUUUUUUUAUGAUCUAAAUGAAAAAAAAAUAGCCUUCUUCUCUUAUUUUUCCCAAAUUGAUAGCAAGAUUCUCUUUCUUCUCUAACAUCUUCUCUCAGGCAGCCAACAAGAUCAUCCCCACCUGUCUUCUUGUUAACAAAAAAAAAAAAAAAAAAAAACAGUCAAUCUCCUUGAAACAUCUUUCCAAAAGACUUGAAUUUUUCUGGAUUUAGAAAAUUACUCAAGCAAGCACCAUCUCCAACUGUACCACCAGCCACCACUCAUCUUGCAGCUUAUGAUUUCUUUGUAUCCAGAUGCAAUAUCCCAAAAUUAACACCAUGUAUUUGAAGACCCAAAAGAAUAAAAAGAAAAUCAUUGUAUCGAAUGCUCAUCAUGGAUUCAAUGUAGGAGAGGGUGCCCUUUUUCUGAAUGUGCAGAGAAUGAAUGCAUUAUACAACUCUGUUUUCUUUUACUUGAAGGAGAUUUUCGAUACAGGGAAAGGGAGGGGGAGAGAAAUUAUCCAGGGAAAAAGAGGAGAUUCUCUAUGAGCAACACUGCUAAAUAAUACCGGGAGUUCCACAUCCUUAAGACCAUUCACAAUUAUUUAUCAAGGAAAAAAACAAAGCAAAAGGUUUGUCUAGCUUGGCAAGCAGAAGAGGAGGAAUAAGAAAGUGGAAUGAACCGCCACUGGUAGGAUUGAUGGAGCAACGAGCUUGAUGUGUACAAGGUUUUAGGUUUCAAAAAUUAUUCGACAUUUUCUGUACAAAAACUAGAAAAAGCUGUCGAUAGAUAACCAGGCUGUGCCAAAAGUAAUUCCCUCACGCUUAAUGUAUGUUUAUUUUGACUUUACUCCAUCAAAUCAUUUUGUUUUC